Messenger RNA from Pieris macdunnoughi, 1446 nucleotides. The record is from the annotation of a GenBank genome assembly. Lineage: Eukaryota; Metazoa; Arthropoda; Insecta; Lepidoptera; Pieridae.
AUGGCCAGCUCGCUAGACGACCUGGAGGAGCUCGCGCUCUGCUCUUGCUGCAAGCGUGUCUUCGACGACUCCGAGCGGCCACCCAAGGUUCUCUCGUGUAAGCACUACUUUUGCCUGGCCUGCACCCGCGGCGUGUUGGACGCCGGCCGGGAGGUGCGGUGCGUACACUGUUGGAAGCGGACGGAGUUGCCUGACGGCCGUCCCGAGGCUCUUCCCACGCACGGCGCCGCUUUGGCCUUGGCCCGCCGGCUCAGCCCCGACCCACCCUGCACUGUGCACGCGCUGCCCGCCCUGUGGUGCGCCGCCUGCGGCGUGCGCGCCUGCCGUCUGUGCGACCACGCGCAUCACGCGCACGCUUUGCGCCCGACACGCGAGGCCCGCGCGCUUUUGGCCCGUGAAACUCGCCUCCUCCAAUCAGAUCUGCAGAGACUAGCUGUGCGACAAAGGGACUCCUUGCUCCGCGCUCUCGACGCCGCGACGGCGAUGAAAACACGUCUCGAAGCGGAACUCGCGCUACCUCUGUCCCCAGUGCCAGCCCCCUUCGACAGACUCGCCGACGACGGCUUCUCCUUGGCAACGGCCAUGUCAGAACGUGAACGUCUCCGAGCCCGCCACGCCGACGCCUUGUUGCAGUGCCGCCUCGACGAUUUAAUUAGAAAUGCAAACGUUCCCCUCGAUUUCGAAUUGCUUCGACGCGCCCUGUCAGGCUUGGGUCCCGGCGAGUCGUCUCCUCCCAUUCCCGGAGAAGAAGGGCGCGAUCCCAUCCUCUUCUUGGCGAAUUAUUGCAUGGCUCAAUUGUACACGAGGCACUGCCUGGAGCGACGCGCUCAGCCGUCAGACGUGAUGGACGGCGUGGGCGUGUUGGAAGCGGACGCAGCCCCUGAGGCGGCCUCACCGGCCCCCACCACUGCCGCGCUGGGCUCCCCAAUGCUUCGCAACCCCUCCACGUAUCCUUUGUUUUAUUUCAACUUAGAAAUUAACGGAAACCCGUUCGGACGUGUAGUGAUAGAAGUACGUGAUGAUGUCGCGCCUCGAAUGGCACGCAAUUUUUCCGUUUUGGCGACAGGCGAACUGGGCGUCGGUUAUCGUGGCUGCACCGUAUUCCAGUGUUGGGAAAAUGAAAGCGUUAUCACGGGAGAUUUUGAGCUCAACAACGGCCGCGGCGGACGUUCCGUGUUCGAGGAAAGCUAUUUUAUGCCAGAUGAUACUAAGAUGGUGGCCGUUCGCGGUUCGGUUGGAAUGCGUCGAUCGCAGAAACGUCACGAUAAUUUGGGGUUAGUUGGAUCGCAGUUUCGGAUUAUGCUGCGUGAGAUGCGUGGGUUUACUGCUAUUUUUGCUUUUGUCGUGGAGGGCCUGGAAUUAAUUGAUAGGCUGAGUAGGACCGGUGAUAGUGCUGGUAAACCUCAUAGCUCCAUUCUCAUAACCAGUUGCGGCCAACUUAACUGA